CAGCUCGGGGCCCUCAAGCCCCCUGCCCUCCUUCCCCCAGGAUGACCCGGCACGGCAAGAACUGCACGGCGGGGGCCGUCUACACCUACCACGAGAAGAAGAAGGACACAGCGGCCUCCGGCUACGGGACCCAGAACAUCCGGCUGAGCAGAGACGCUGUCAAGGACUUCGAUUGCUGCUGCCUCUCCCUGCAGCCCUGCCAUGACCCCGUGGUCACCCCGGACGGUUACCUGUACGAGCGUGAAGCGAUCCUGGAGUACAUCCUGCACCAGAAGAAGGAGUUCGCCCGGCAGAUGAAGGCCUACGAGAAGCAGCGGGGCGCCCGUCGCGAGGAGCAGAAAGAGCUGCAGCGGGCAGCCGCCCAGGACCAGGUCCGGGGCUUCCUGGAGAAGGAGGCAGCCAUCGUCAGCCGGCCCCUCAACCCCUUCACACCCAAGGUGGCUCCCGGGGAACCCUCAGACGAGGCCCGAGCGGGGUCCAGCACGGGCCCGGCCAGCAAGGACAAGGACAGAGCGCUGCCCAGCUUCUGGAUCCCGUCGCUGACCCCCGAGGCCAAGGCCACCAAGCUGGAGAAGCCGUCGCGCACGGUCACCUGCCCCAUGUCGGGGAAGCCGCUGCGCAUGUCGGACCUGACGGCCGUGCGCUUCACGCCGCUGGACAGCUCGGUGGACCGCGUGGGGCUCAUCACCCGCAGCGAGCGCUACGUGUGCGCAGUGACCCGGGACAGCCUGAGCAACGCCACGCCCUGCGCCGUGCUGCGGCCCUCCGGGGCUGUGGUCACCCUCGAGUGCGUGGAGAAGCUGAUCCGGAAGGACAUGGUGGACCCGGUGAACGGGGAGAAGCUCACGGACCGGGACAUCAUUGUGCUCCAGCGGGGCGGCACAGGCUUUGCGGGCUCCGGAGUGAAGCUGCAGGCGGAGAAGUCGCGGCCCGUGAUGCAGGCCUGAGCCUGCGGGGGACGAAAUAAACGAGCUGGGACGUAAAAAUGGCCUCGGUGCGGCGCCGUCAUUGUCCACUGGGCACCCU
Molecule: messenger RNA, 1026 nt
Organism: Erinaceus europaeus (western European hedgehog)
Lineage: Eukaryota; Metazoa; Chordata; Mammalia; Eulipotyphla; Erinaceidae
Gene: NOSIP
Product: nitric oxide synthase interacting protein
Exons: 8
Coding region: 42-947 (301 amino acids)
Cellular component (GO): nucleus
Molecular function (GO): ubiquitin protein ligase activity
Source: RefSeq, a predicted model, not a curated record